CACAACUGCCCCGCAUCACGACACAUUUCACGACAUCCCUCAUCGCAUGCUGCGAAACACUAACAGCUAAGAGCUCGCUCAAGCAAACGGAUCGCUUGGCUCAAGUGGAUAAGCGUCUUUGCGGGCCGUCAAUUGAGGGUCCAGUUAUUUUUCAGACUUAUUCCGUUGUGUACCCAAGUUCAAGGUAGAGGUUAUCAAGAUGCCUUCUUCAGCAGCGGCUCCUAUCUCCUUGACAACAGCGUCCAUCACACCGGCGCAACCGUCCGCCGCCUCCGUCAGCAGCGUGACUGCCACAGCAUUCUCGCCGUCUACAGACAAGGGCAAUAAUACUCGCAGCGCCUAUAGGCGUGCAAGCAUCUUCUCCUCCCUCCUCUCCAGGUCAACCACCAGGCCCACGCCCAAGCCUUCCAGUCCGCCAUCUGUCGCCUCCUCCUCUGUCUCGGUCUCAGUAUCCACCACCUCCCGUCCCCAUCCUCCCAGCACAAGCAUCACCUCAACUACAACAAGAACAACAACAGCAACAACCCUUCUCCCCACCACACCCUCCUCCUCGUCCAUCCCACCAUCCACCACGAUCGCUUCUUCCUCCUCCCCACUCCCACCCCGCCAACCUAUCUUAAGAUCCGAACCUCCAUCAGGAUCAGGUCCUAUUUUAGGAUCGGGGUCUCCUCUAUCUCUAUCAGGACGUACAUCAGGCCCAGACCCAGUGUCCGGAUCGGGACCCCUCUCAGGACCGUCGGGCCAGCGGGAGAUCGAGCAGGCCCGGUCGGCGGUGAUCGCGUCGAUCGGCAACCUGUUCGACCGGGAGCUGACGUCGCGGGCGCGGCUGCUGCACGCCAACAACGCGGCCAUCGAGAAGCAGGAGCGAGACGUGGCACGCGCGACCGAGGCGCUGCGCAAGGAAAACGACAAGCUCGGCAAGCUGGCCGAAACGCACGCCGGGAAGGUCAAGGAGAUUGGCAAUGUGCAGAACUGGGCCGAGAUGCUGGAGCGCGAGUUCUUGAUCCUCGAGGAGACGCUGAGGUUGGUGAAUGGCGGGGGUUCUGGAGGGGGGGAGGAGGGCAGUGGGAGUGAAUGGAGUGGGAGGGGGAGUUCAAGUCAAAGGAGGGAUGGAGAGGGAGAUGUGGCGAUGAGUGAUGCCGGUGGGCCUGAGACGGUGCCGUUGCCCGGGUCGCCGCCGGUUUAGAGAUGUGGAUGUGAAUUGCUUGGGACUGGGGCUAGAGAGUUGUGAGGCAAAGAGUUGGAUAUGGAUCGGCGCUUACGACGAUAUGAUCGGAUGACUUGACGAAACAGAUGACUUAACGAAAGCAAGCUUAUUAUUUGAUCAAGUUA
Molecule: messenger RNA, 1332 nt
Organism: Chaetomium strumarium
Lineage: Eukaryota; Fungi; Ascomycota; Sordariomycetes; Sordariales; Chaetomiaceae
Exons: 2
Coding region: 200-1186 (328 amino acids)
Biological process (GO): endosomal transport
Cellular component (GO): BLOC-1 complex
Source: RefSeq, a predicted model, not a curated record